This is a messenger RNA of Pongo pygmaeus (Bornean orangutan), 2923 nucleotides long. RefSeq names its product zinc finger and SCAN domain containing 2 (gene ZSCAN2). The record is from RefSeq and is a predicted model, not a curated record. The transcript is spliced from 3 exons. Gene Ontology annotation, cellular component: nucleus. NCBI's taxonomy places the organism in Eukaryota, Metazoa, Chordata, Mammalia, Primates, Hominidae. Bases 687 to 2531 code for a protein of 614 amino acids. Gene Ontology annotation, molecular function: RNA polymerase II cis-regulatory region sequence-specific DNA binding; DNA-binding transcription factor activity, RNA polymerase II-specific. Gene Ontology annotation, biological process: regulation of transcription by RNA polymerase II.
AAUGAGGAUUUGUUUCCCGAUGGAUUCCCUUCCCGCCCAGGGUCCGCUCUCGCCGGUCGAGGGUGCCUAACAAUACUCCUUGCCACACGGUUCGCAGCUGAAAAGGUCCUUCAAGUCCGGCCAUCCAACUUUCACUUUUUAUAGACAAAUAUACAGAGGCCUUAGAUAAGUGAAAUGGCUUGUCUCGGGUUACAGCUCCGGGCAACACAGGGUUUCUGACGGUCAGUCUGCGGAUUUUCCUGCCUCUGGUCCGCAGGCACUGCCCAAGCUAUCAGCCCCAAACCCUGCUCCGGGGACCGCGGUCAGGUUCGUCUCUGGGCGGACUACAUCUCCCAGAAUGCCUUGGGCCCAGCCUCCCUCCUGCCGCCCGGCUGGGUGCCGUCUCCACCAAUAGAAAGGCAUAAUUUCCAGGGCCGUUCUCGGCAGCCAAUGAGCGCGGCGGUGGGCGGGCCUCUCCCGUCCAUUGUUCUCGGUGCCCCACGGGCUUGAGCCGGGGUGAAUCUGGAGGGGCCGGUCCGAGCCCAGGGGCUCUUUUUCACGCGAAGCAGCCGCUAGAGCAGUACCUGGUCUCCCGAGAGCGGGACUACUUGUUGAUAUUUGACAAGGGAAGUGUCUUACCUGAGAGCCUGGCUGGAGAAGACUUGAGUCCAAGGCUUGAAGCCUAAGUGAUUGCCCCAGGACUGUGGAUGAUGGCUGCAGAGAUCCCGAGAGUGACCACUCCGCUGAGCCCCUUGGUCCAGGUGCCUCAAGAGGAAGAUAGACAGAAGGAGGAGGUCACCACCAUGAUCCUGGAGGAUGACUCCUGGGUGCAAGAAGCUGUGCUGCAGGAGGAUGGCCCUGAGUCUGAGCCCUUUCCCCAGAGUGCUGGCAAGGGCAGCCCCCAGGAGGAGGUGACCAGGGGACCACAGGGUGCACUCGGCCGCCUCCGAGAGCUCUGCCGGCGCUGGCUGAGGCCAGAGGUACACACCAAGGAGCAGAUGUUAACCAUGCUGCCAAAGGAAAUUCAGGCUUGGCUGCAAGAGCAUCGGCCUGAAAGCAGUGAGGAGGCAGCGGCCCUGGUGGAAGACUUGACCCAGACCCUUCAGGACAGUGAUUUUGAGAUACAGAGUGAAAAUGGGGAGAACUGUAAUCAAGACAUGUUUGAGAAUGAAUCACGUGAGAUAUUCUCGGAAAUGCCUGAAGGUGAAAGUGCUCAGCACUCCGAUGGGGAAAGUGACUUUGAGAGAGAUGCUGGCAUCCAGAGGCCCCAGGGACACACCCCAGGCAAGGACCACGGGGAGGUGCUCUCUCAGGACAGGGAAGUUGGCCAGCUCAUAGGCCUGCAGGGCACCUACCUAGGGGAGAAGCCCUACGAAUGUCCCCAGUGUGGGAAGACCUUCAGCCGGAAAUCCCACCUCAUCACACACGAGAGGACCCACACAGGAGAGAAAUACUACAAAUGUGAUGAAUGUGGAAAAAGCUUUAGUGAUGGUUCAAAUUUUAGUAGACACCAAACCACUCACACUGGGGAGAAGCCCUACAAAUGCAGAGACUGUGGGAAGAGCUUUAGCCGGAGUGCCAACCUCAUAACCCACCAGAGGAUCCACACCGGGGAGAAGCCCUUCCAGUGUGCCGAGUGUGGCAAGAGCUUCAGCAGGAGUCCCAACCUCAUUGCACAUCAGCGCACCCACACGGGAGAGAAACCCUACUCGUGCCCUGAGUGUGGAAAAAGCUUUGGCAACCGAUCCAGCCUUAACACGCAUCAGGGGAUCCACACUGGAGAAAAGCCCUAUGAAUGUAAAGAAUGCGGCGAAAGCUUUAGUUACAACUCCAACCUAAUCAGACACCAGAGAAUCCACACAGGAGAGAAACCCUACAAAUGUACCGACUGUGGGCAGAGGUUCAGCCAGAGUUCAGCCCUCAUUACCCACCGGAGAACCCACACAGGAGAGAAACCCUACCAGUGCAGUGAGUGUGGGAAAAACUUCAGCCGCAGCUCCAACCUGGCCACACACCGGAGAACCCACAUGGUGGAGAAGCCCUAUAAGUGUGGGGUGUGUGGAAAGAGCUUCAGCCAGAGCUCCAGUCUGAUUGCACACCAGGGCAUGCACACAGGGGAGAAACCCUACGAGUGCCUGACGUGUGGGGAGAGCUUCAGCUGGAGCUCCAACCUCCUCAAGCACCAGAGGAUCCACACGGGAGAGAAGCCCUACAAAUGCAGCGAGUGUGGGAAAUGCUUCAGCCAGCGCUCCCAGCUCGUAGUGCACCAGCGGACCCACACGGGCGAGAAGCCCUACAAAUGCCUCAUGUGCGGCAAGAGCUUCAGCCGGGGCUCCAUUCUGGUCAUGCACCAGAGAGCCCAUUUGGGAGACAAGCCCUACAGGUGCCCUGAGUGUGGGAAAGGCUUUAGCUGGAACUCAGUCCUCAUUAUACAUCAGCGAAUCCACACUGGGGAGAAGCCCUACAAAUGCCCCGAGUGUGGCAAAGGCUUCAGCAACAGCUCUAACUUUAUCACACAUCAGAGAACUCACAUGAAAGAGAAACUUUAUUGAAGUGGCAAAGAGUGAAAGUGAGGGACUGGCCUGGAGUGGGAGUUGCCACACUGCCCCAACAGUGAUUCCCUUUCAAAGAGCUGUGCUUCCUAAACAUUCUGGGGGGUUUUGCCAGAACCUUCCCCUUGCUCAUCCUCAUUUCCAGGACACUGUCAUUUUAGUGGUCUGAGUCAAGUCCCGUGUACGUUCAAGAACAGAGCAUAGGAGUGGAAGGUCUGGAAAGUUGGGUCUUUUUCCCUUACAUUGGGUGACUUGAUUGGCCCUGUCUCUCGUGAUUCCUCUGUGCCUCAGUUUCCUCUUUGGUAAAAUGGGGGGAAAUGUUUCUCCAUGUGGAAUGGAAGACAGCAUGGCCCACAAUGUGGGCCGAGUCCUCAGAGAAAUACUGGAAAUCA